Messenger RNA from Lacerta agilis (Sand lizard), 2658 nucleotides. It is a transcript of the gene GPR84, whose product is annotated as G protein-coupled receptor 84. The record is from RefSeq and is a predicted model, not a curated record. Lineage: Eukaryota; Metazoa; Chordata; Lepidosauria; Squamata; Lacertidae. Bases 48 to 1175 code for a protein of 375 amino acids. The transcript has a single exon. Gene Ontology annotation, molecular function: urotensin II receptor activity. Gene Ontology annotation, cellular component: membrane. Gene Ontology annotation, biological process: neuropeptide signaling pathway.
CCUUUCCACCAGAGGGCCUCAUAGCCAAAAAACCACCUCCUCCCAAGAUGGCGGAUCUUGCCAACAACUUCUCCUGCUACGACCCGUCCAUUGUUGGCUACCGCUACGUGGCAGUGAGUUGGGGCAUUGUGGUGGCCAUCGUGGGCACAGUGGGCAACGUGCUGACCCUGCUGGCCUAUGCGGCUGACGCCAAGCUGCAGACGCGCUUCAACCUUCUCAUUGUCAACCUGACUGUGGUGGACAUCCUGUACUGCACCUUCCUGCAGCCCUUCUCGGUCGACUCCUACCUCCAUCUCCACUGGCGGGCAGGGGCCGACUUCUGCCGUGUCUUUGGGAUGUUGCUCUUCGUCUCCAACUCCGUCUCCAUCUUGACGCUCUGCCUCAUCGCCAUCAGCCGCUACCUGAUCAUUGCCAACACCGCCCUCUUUGACCGCAUCUUCUCCCGCCUCGGGACGAUGCUUAUCAUCCUGGCCUCCUGGGUUGUCGGCCUGGCCAGUUUCGCGCCGCUGUGGCCCGUCUAUGUCUUGGUGCCCAAGGUGUGCACCUGCAGCUUCCACCGCCUCCGCGGACGGCCCUACACCACCAUCCUCUUGGGAUUCUACUUUGUGGUGGGUCUCAGCUGCGUCGGGAUCUUCUACUUCCUCAUCCACCGCAAAGUCAAGAGUGCCGCCUGUGCCAUGGAGCAAUACAAGCUGAAGAAAACCAGCUUGAAGAGGGGCCACGUGGCUGGUGCCAGUUUAGCCACACCAGGACGAUACCAAGAGCUUGACAGCGGGGUGGACAGCGCAGGUCCUUCCCAGCACUCCUGUGAGGCUCAGUCCUCUGAGUCGACUGCCAGUACCAAUCUCCCAUCAGCUUCCCAGGAUGGCGAAACACCUUCUAAGAAAGUUACCCCAUGCCAGGCCAAGGACAGCAACUCGGAUUUCCGCCGGGUGACCCGCAUGUGCUUCGUGGUCUUCCUUUUCUUUGUCAUCUGCUACAUACCCUUCCUGCUAAUCAACAUCUUUGAUGCCAAGAACCGGGCUCCAACCGUCUUGCACAUGAUCGCCGCCAACCUCACUUGGCUCAACAGCUGCAUCAACCCAGUGCUUUAUGCUGCAAUGAAUCGCCAGUUCCGCGAGGCUUACAGAGACGUGCUCUACAACUUCGCAAAGAGGUUCCGCUGCUGCCGCUAACUGGGAGCCGGGCCAUUCUCCAUCGCCGGAGGAGGGAUACGGUCUUCCCACCAACCCUGGUUUGCCCUCGGGGCUGGAAUGUCACCAGAAAGCAAAAAAUCUAACUGGGUUUUCCACACUGGACUAGAUUCCCAGUUCUUUAAUCCAGGCCUUCACAUGAUGCGGGCCCUGUUCUUUUGCUACUGUAUAUUAUUGUAAAUUGUAUUCCAUAUUCUGUCGUGGCCCCUAUGGGCAAUAGGUGAAAUCAGACUGAGCUGGUUUAAUGGGCCCUGCCUUUGGCAUAUUGUUGAAGCUGGAGGGGUGGCCUCCCUUCUGGAUUACAGAAAAUCUGUUUGGACUUGCCAAGCUUCAGAUAAGAAAGCAAAUGUUGCACCUCCACAAAGUCUCUCUUGGCUGGACAAUCGUCCAGUUUUAAUAGGAGCUAAGAGGCUGCAGCGCCUGGUCUGCACUUUGCUGCUAAUGGGUUGCAUCCAAUGCCCAACGUAGCUCCGUUGAUUUCAGUAGGACUAGCCUUGGACACAACCCUCUCUCUAUAUUUUUAACCAAUCUGUUUUGUAAAUACGUAUUUAUAUUUAUCACAGCACAACUCUGUUGACAAGUGCAUUCACCUCCUCGUGGGUCUGACCACAUGAUGGCAGCUCCCUCCAUAAAUGUUUUCACUGGCUUCCCACUGGCUCCCAGGUCUUGCAAAAGAACUUUGUCUUUGCCUUCAAAGCCCUCCAUAGCUUUGCCUUUCCUUAUCUCUCUGCUUGUACACCCUGCCAGCCCAGUCAAUGGUCAGGGGAGAUGGGAGUUGUUGUCCAACAACACCUAGAGGGACACAGUGAUCCACCCUUUUUCUGUAGCCUUUGCUGAUCCAGCACCACUAUUCCCAGAAAUCCAAUAAUCUUUUCGCCCCGCAAAUGGCUCCACCUGUUUUCCCCGGCUGCCCCUCGUCCCUGGAACUAGCACCCCAAUCACCUCCGUGAUGGCACCUCUUUCUCUCCUUCAAAUCUCUCCUUGAGACUCCCGUCUAUUCCCUGAAAACCUGCACAUGCUAUGUACACAGGAAGCUGGCUUGCGCUCAGUUAGAUCAUUGGUCUCAACAUAACUGACACCGACUGGCAGCUGUUUUCCGGGUUUCAGACAGGGGAUAAUCCCAGAAGUGCCUGGAGAUUCCAGGGAUAGAACUUGGGACAUUCUGCAUGCAAAGCAGAAAGAAAAAUGCAACAACCAGAACCUUACAUGGUGGUUUGCAUCAAGGGUGAGAAAACUGAGUUCUGCUGGGAUUCCUUUUUCUAUAAAAGCUUGGUUCCCUUCAUUUCCCUCCUGUACAUCUGGUCCCCUUUCAUUGUCUCCACAUUUGGACAUCAUAAUGUAGACCAUUUCAAAACCCAGUGUACCUGUACUAUAUAAUAUAUUGGUUGCCGGCCUAUUUAGAGAAUGUUUCACUGUCGGAUUAUGGCAUUUGCAUAAAUGUGUUGUUGUCGUUGUAAACCUGAAA